AUAUUUAUUGUCCAUCCAAUUUGAUUUCACCUUCAAAGUUCAGAGAACACUAAAAAUAUUCAAAACAGAGAUAGCUCCUCAAUCAUGGCGGUGCUUUCUUAUUCUGUUGCUUUUCUGCUUCUUUCUCUCUUACAGGCUGUAAGCACAGCAAACUCGCAAUCAUUCAUAGGCGUGAACUAUGGCCAAGUUGCAGACAACCUCCCACCGCCAUCAGCCACGGCAAAGCUCCUCCAAUCAACCGCAAUACAAAAGGUCAGAUUAUACGGCUCCGACCCAGCUAUAAUCAAAGCCUUAGCCAAUACCGGAAUCGGAAUAACCAUUGGUGCCUCAAAUGGCGAUAUUCCUUCACUAGCCUCCGAUCCUAACUUCGCCAAGAACUGGGUCAACACCAACGUGGUGCCAUUUUAUCCAGCAAGCACAAUCAUCCUCAUCACCGUCGGCAAUGAGGUAAUGUCCUCCGGCGACCAAAAUCUCAUGACAAAGCUCUUACAAGCAAUGCAAAAUGUCCAGAAUGCGCUCGACGCUGCAUCCCUUGGAGGCAAGAUUAAGGUCUCUACAGUUCACUCAAUGGCAGUGCUGAAGCAAUCAGAGCCACCAUCAAUUGGAAGCUUCGAUCCUAGUUAUGGAGAUUUGAUGAAAGGCUUAUUAGCUUUUAACAAUGCCACGAAUUCGCCUUUCGCAAUCAAUCCAUACCCGUAUUUUGCUUACAGGAGCGAUCCAAGGCCCGAGACUUUGGCUUUUUGUCUUUUCCAACCGAAUGCAGGACGUUUUGAUGCAAAUACAAAGAUCAACUACAUGAACAUGUUUGAUGCUCAGGUAGAUGCUGUUCAUUCUGCUUUAAGCUCCAUGGGAUUUAAGAACGUUGAGAUUGUGGUGGCAGAGACUGGAUGGCCUUAUAAGGGAGACAAUAAUGAAGUAGGGCCAAGUAUGGAGAAUGCUAAGGCUUACAAUGGUAACUUAAUUGCACACCUUAGAUCAAUGGUGGGUACUCCAUUGAUGCCUGGAAAAUCAGUAGAUACAUAUCUUUUUGCUUUAUAUGAUGAAGACUUGAAACCCGGACCUGGUUCAGAGCGAGCAUUCGGACUUUUCAAGCCUGAUCUUACGAUGACUUAUGAUGUUGGCCUCUCCAAGAGUAGUCAGUCACCUUCUACACCGAAAACUCCUUCGCUAAGUCCAUCGCCAAAGCCAAAACAAGCAACAUGGUGUGUGCCCAAGGCCGGUGUCUCAGAUGCCCAAUUGCAGGCAAAUCUAGAUUAUGCUUGUGGACAUGGGGUUGAUUGUAGUCCAAUCCAACCAGGUGGGGCUUGCUUUGAGCCAAAUACAGUAGCAUCACAUGCUGCUUUUGCUAUGAAUCUUCUUUAUCAAACUUCCGACAGAAAUCCAGUGAAUUGUGAUUUUUCACAGACAGCCACUCUUUCAUCGAAAAAUCCCAGCUAUGAUGCUUGCACUUAUCCUGGUGGAAGCGCCUGAGGAGGGGAAUCACUAUAUAAAAGAUGUGGGCGGUGCCUGCUGUUUUAUUCUCAUUUAAUAGAAAAGGCAUCACCUUUUACAAUUGAAUUGAUGGUGUGUGUAAAAUGCAUGGGGGAAAUCUCUUGCUUUUCCUACUCCCUAUUAUUAUGUGAUGCUCGUGAAGAAAUGUUUAUAUAUUUUCUCAGAAUGCAAAUUUAGAAGUUUAUAAUAUAUGAAGGUUGACGCAGAAACUUGUGUCUUUGUUGA
Jatropha curcas is the source of this 1716-nucleotide messenger RNA. Its product is annotated as glucan endo-1,3-beta-glucosidase 7. Gene Ontology annotation, molecular function: hydrolase activity, hydrolyzing O-glycosyl compounds. Gene Ontology annotation, biological process: carbohydrate metabolic process. NCBI's taxonomy places the organism in Eukaryota, Viridiplantae, Streptophyta, Magnoliopsida, Malpighiales, Euphorbiaceae. The record is from RefSeq and is a predicted model, not a curated record.